AGUUUGCGUGAUCCACCAGAACCUCGUCAAAAGAGCAAAACCUUCCACCAUAUAUGUACAGCUAGCAAUUUAUAGAGUAAUUGUGCACAAGCUAUUGAGCAAAACAAAACUAGUUAAACUGUCAGGUAGCAGCAUACAUGAGUUUAACAGCCAUGGGAUGGCAAGUGAUAUCGAUCCCAAAACCAUGGCGCUCACGCUAUAUAUACAGCUAGCUUCCGACUCCAAGCGUGUGGCUACCACGCUCGAUCUCCAUCUCCAUUUGCAACUGCUCCUUCCAUCCCAUCCCAUCUCAUCACCUCUUGCAGCUCGAUCCGCGCUUCCGUUCCAUCCAUGGCCUCCAACCUCAGCUCCGACGCCCCUAAGUUCUUCCCCUCCAUGUCGAAACGCGUAGAGGCCGACGUCGAGGCAGCGGCGGCGGUAGUCACCGGAUCGCCGGCCCGCCGCGUCGACUACCUGGCCCGCGCGCAGUGGCUCCGCGCCGCCAUCCUCGGCGCCAACGACGGGCUGGUGUCCGUGGCGUCCCUCAUGAUCGGCGUGGGCGCCGUCAACGACGGCGCGCGUGAGAUGCUGGUGUCGGGCCUAGCGGGGCUCGUGGCCGGCGCCUGCAGCAUGGCCAUCGGCGAGUUUGUGUCCGUGUACGCGCAGUACGACGUCCAGGUGGCGCACUCGGAGCGCGGCAGCAGCGACGACAGCAGCAGCGAAGUUGGCCGCGGCGGAGGCGAAGGAGAUGUGGAAAGGCUGCCGAGCCCGAUGAAGGCCGCGGCCGCGUCGGCGCUGGCGUUCGCGGUGGGCGCGGCGCUGCCGCUGCUGUCGGGCGGUUUCGUGCGGCCCUGGGCGAUCAGGGUGGCGGUGGUGUGCGCGGCCAGCAGCCUGGGCCUGACCGGGUUCGGCGCCGCGGGCGCGUACCUGGGCGGCGCCAGCAUCGUUCGCUCCGGGCUCCGCGUGCUCCUGGGUGGCUGGCUGGCCAUGGCGGUCACGUUCGGGAUCCUCAGGCUGCUCAGCUUGGCGUUCAAGACGCAUGUCGCGUCCGCAUAAAUCACAUGUGUCCACUGUAUUUGAUUACUUAGUAAACAAUAAAUGAUCGGUA
Messenger RNA from Sorghum bicolor (sorghum), 1087 nucleotides. Its product is annotated as vacuolar iron transporter homolog 2. Bases 331 to 1035 code for a protein of 234 amino acids. Gene Ontology annotation, biological process: intracellular manganese ion homeostasis. The record is from RefSeq and is a predicted model, not a curated record. Gene Ontology annotation, molecular function: manganese ion transmembrane transporter activity; iron ion transmembrane transporter activity. Gene Ontology annotation, cellular component: membrane. Lineage: Eukaryota; Viridiplantae; Streptophyta; Magnoliopsida; Poales; Poaceae. The transcript has a single exon.